AUGAUUGACUUGUCAGUAGGAGGUUGCAAUUUUCUGAAACAGGUUCCAAGUUCAAUUGGUGGAUUAAAUUCUCUUCUCCGACUUCAGUUGGAUAGGACGCCGUUUGAAACUCUACCAGAAGAGAUUAGUCAUUUGCACUUUAUUCAAGAACUCAAGUUGAUGAACUGUGAAUCUCUGAAAUUUCUGCCUAAGUCAUUCGGAGCUAUGGACACACUCCGUAGCUUAUACCUUGAAGGCUCUAGCAUUGAGGAACUACCGGAAAGUUUUGGCAAGCUGGAAAACCUUGUCUUACUACGAAUGAGCAAGUGUAAAAUGCUCAGGAGACUUCCUAACUCAUUUGGAGACUUGAAAUCUCUUCACGAUCUGCACAUGCAGGAAACUUUGGUCUCAGAUUUGCCUGAAAGUUUUGGAAACCUUUCAAAUUUAAUGGUAUUGAAAAUGCUGAAGAAGCCUCUUUUUAGAAGUUCUGAGAGUGGUGUUCCAAGUACAAGCAAAGAACCUCGUUUUGUAGCAGUACCAGACACUUUCUCAAACCUCUUGUCACUUGAAAAACUGGACGCUCGCAGUUGGGGAAUAUCGGGUAAAAUCCCAGAUGUUCUUGAGAAGCUUUCGUCUGUGAAGAUAGUGAAUCUGGGGAAUAAUUAUUUUCACAGUCUCCCAUCUAGCCUCGAGGGGUUAUCAAAUCUCAGAGAACUUUUAUUGUAUGACUGCCGAGAGCUCAAGUGUCUUCCCCCUCUUCCGUGGAAACUGGAGCAGCUAAGCUUGGCAAACUGCUUUUCAUUGGAGAGUAUUUCCGACCUUUCCAAGCUAGAGAUCUUGCACGAGCUCAAUCUCACUAACUGUGAGAAAGUGAAUGAUAUUCCAGGCCUAGAGAAGUUGGCGGCUCUGAGACGGUUAUACAUGAGUGGUUGUAAUUCCAGCUGCUCCCUUGCAGUAAAGAAAAGACUGUCCAAGGCUCCUUUGAAGAUGCUUCGGAACCUUAGCUUGCCUGGAAACAGAAUCCCGGACUGGUUCUCACAAGGCCCUGUAACGUUCGCAGCUCAACCGAACAAAGAGCUCAGAGGAGUAAUCCUUGCUGUUGUUGUGGCUCUUAACCAUGAAACUGAAGAUGACUACCAGCUGCCUGAUGUGAUGGAGGUUCAAGCCCAAAUUCUUAAGCUUGAUCUAGCUUUAUACACCCACACAUUGCACCUUUCUGGAGUGCCCAGAACAAGUAAUGACCAACUCCACAUCUGCCGGUACCCAGCUUCGCACCCAAUGGUAAAGAUGUUUAAAGACGGAUACAUGAUACAGGUGAUCAAACUGGAACCACCAAUCAGACAAGGCGUCGAGCUAAAGAUGCAUGGGAUUCAUCUGGUUUACGAGGGGGAUGAUGAUUUUACAGGCGAAGAAAUAUUGUUAACCGAGACACAGCUAUCCGUUUCUCAGAAACUUGCCAAUUUUUUCAGCUCUUUUGAAGAAACUGAAGCCAGCUCAGUAGGUGAAUCUACUGUUGCAUGA
Arabis nemorensis is the source of this 1500-nucleotide messenger RNA. The record is from the annotation of a GenBank genome assembly. NCBI's taxonomy places the organism in Eukaryota, Viridiplantae, Streptophyta, Magnoliopsida, Brassicales, Brassicaceae.